AUGUACGGUUUAACGAAGCUAGGCACUGUGCUCACUAUAGUAUUUUCAGUCUCUCUUUUGGCGUUAUUAGCCAAUCUUCUUUAUGUUUUAUGGCGGAAGCAAGUUUUCCGGCGACGGAACAGCCCUGAUAUACCUCCAGGGGACCCGUUUUACAAAUUUUCGUCAUCGAAGGAGCAGCUUCUGUACUUUUUCUGCUUGAAGAACCAGUCCCGGAUCGAACCCGCGGGAAACCCAACGGUUUCGGACCCGCCAGAGUCGGCGGCAGUGGUGGUGGCGGUUGACGAUGAUGACGUGGCGAAUUGGCAGCUGGGGAUGUACGGACCGUCGAGGGUUUUGUUCACUAUUAGAGAAGAAGAGAGAGAAGGGACCGAGACGUCCGAAGCUGAGAAUGAUCAGAGAGCGAAGAGCAAAACGGUGCGUUUAGAGGGUGAGAGUGGUGCGGUUGUGGUAAAAGUGGCAGAUGUUGGUGUUGAUUAUGACGAUCCGACGCCGUUUUCCACUCCGUGUGCUUCGACUCCGUACUUCACACCUUCGCCGUCUCCCACUCACGUUAAGUACUCACCGGAAAACGACAUGUCGUUUCUUAGUGUAGCAGUCUGUAGCGAGUAG
Mangifera indica (mango) is the source of this 609-nucleotide messenger RNA. RefSeq lists its product as uncharacterized. The record is from RefSeq and is a predicted model, not a curated record. Lineage: Eukaryota; Viridiplantae; Streptophyta; Magnoliopsida; Sapindales; Anacardiaceae. The transcript has a single exon. Bases 1 to 609 code for a protein of 202 amino acids.